AUGGGUCUUCCCAACAGUGCUGAGCCAACACCAGUUCACCGCCUCACGCUGUGCGUAAACACCGCGGCACGCCAUCGGCUUCAUCAUCUUCAGGAAACGUUGCCUCUGGACUUGUCUCCGCUUGCGACUCCUGUUGUUCGAAACAAAAUAGAGGAGCACACACCCAUUGAGUCCCACCGAGACAGUCCACUUCCCCACCCUGAGUCGACCACCACUGAUGACAAGGAGGUUUCUUUGCAGCCGACCUCUCUGCCUCCAUCCACUAUAGUCCGUCCUGCCUCCCUCCAAGUCCCCAAUGUACUACUGGCCAGCAAUGAGGCUGGUGUUGUUAUUCAGCAAGCUCUCCCAUCUCCGACAUCUAGCUCUGUUAUAACCCAGGUCCCAUCCUCUUGUAGACCGAUAGUUCCGGUGUCCGGCACGUUUCCGGUUCUGCUGCAGCUGCCUAACGGUCAGACGAUGCCAGUCGCCUUUCCAGCCACCAUCGCCAGCUCCAGCGUGCACAUACCCACUGCCAUUCCUGUGAGUGUCCCACACGCACUCCUCUCUCUCUAGUGUGUAGAGAAAGCU
Sinocyclocheilus rhinocerous is the source of this 567-nucleotide messenger RNA. RefSeq names its product cyclic AMP-dependent transcription factor ATF-2-like. The record is from RefSeq and is a predicted model, not a curated record. The coding region runs from base 1 to 552 and encodes 183 amino acids. Lineage: Eukaryota; Metazoa; Chordata; Actinopteri; Cypriniformes; Cyprinidae. The transcript has 4 exons.